Acytostelium subglobosum LB1 is the source of this 1554-nucleotide messenger RNA. RefSeq lists its product as hypothetical. The transcript has a single exon. The record is from RefSeq and is a predicted model, not a curated record. The annotation marks the transcript as partial. Lineage: Eukaryota; Evosea; Eumycetozoa; Acytosteliales; Acytosteliaceae.
AUGUUGGACUGGCUUCUUAUUAUAARAUAUUUAUUUGUCAACCAUCCUUUUAUCRAUAUAUUAGAUAAAGUCAAUAUUCAAUCAUGUCUAUCUUAUGCUCUGGUGUCAAAGCGAUGGUUCAUAUCAGUGUCACAACUAGCUCCUGUCUCCUUCACACUUCCUCUUCGUGACGUUCACUUCAUCGAUAGAUGCUUGUCUUUGCUGUCGGAAAUUGCGCACAACAACGAGUGCCAACAACUGCACAUUGAUCGACACUGGAUCAAGAAGGUGACGAUCGAUUGUGUACUGGACGAUCUUAUCCUACACGAGCUCGAAAACUAUGACCUCAAAGACAAUGCCAAGCUUGUUGUCAACAACCUCUAUCUUUUGUUCCCCAACAUCUGGCAGGCCUCUCUCAACUAUGUUCCAACCUUCUAUAGCUUCAACAACGCAUAUAUAUAUCACUUUGGCAUGCUGCCCACAAAUGUUCCACUCUCUGUCGUUGUCCUGCCUGGCCAAUUGGAGCAGUUCCUCAAUCAUGUACAACAGGGCGAUGUUUCGGUCAAGCAUUUGACAACAACGAGAUGGCCAACGGGCCAGUUGCCUCCCAACAUACACUCGAUGACUCUCAACAUGAAUCUAUCACAGAGAUACAUCAAUAUCGCCAUGCCCCACAACAAACUGCAAACUACAUCACAUGCUCUGGACUUGGGCAAACUCAGAAAGCUUCACUUAUUCGACUACUACCUUGACGACCAGGAUCUGGCCACAGCCUUCAGUUCCCCAACGCUCAAAUCAAUCAUGAUAUGUGUCCCCUACAAUCCUCACUUUGGCCACACUGGCGGCCACAAUGGUUCUGCUACACUCUGCAACGAUAUCUUUGACAACCUGAAGCGAAACACCACUUUGGAGUCGCUGCGCAUUAUGGAGCAUUGUUAUCCAGUUGAUCAGUAUCCGGUGGCCGACACAGUGGUCGUUGAUGCAGUCAAUCAAAGCCUCGCAGACUCGUUGACGCACCAUCGAUCACUUCGUAAGCUUGGAUUUCUAUACUCCAAGUCCUUGGUCAGCAACAAACUCCUCACGGCCAUUGCGAACAAUAGGAACAUUAGCAAGAUCGAACUGAUGUGCGAUACACUGGAUGACGGUUUACUGCGCCAUCUCUCAGAGUCUCUUAUCGGUGCUCACAGUUGUGUUUCAUCACUCAAUCUCUCUUCAAACUUUGGUAUCUCCAACGAACAACCAAUCGUUGAGAUCAUAACGCGACUACAGUCACUCAAGCAACUCAUUCUCUUGAAUCUCCGCAACCUAUCUCAACAUGAGCAGCAGGCCCGUAUAAUCAACUCACUGGAUUGGCACCAUGUACUACAGUACCUCCAUCUAAGCGUCUGCUCCAAGGCACAACUCCAUCCAACUCAUCGCGCAGGAGUUACAAUUAUUCAAGAGAUGUUUGAUUACACUGUCCACACAAAGUAUGAUCCCAACAACUAUUACCAAAGGAUCCGAUCCUCAUCCCCGUCCUCAGUGUCAUCAGAUUACUACAGCGACGAUGACUCCCCUCAACCUCCUUGGCCAAUU